This is a messenger RNA of Caenorhabditis briggsae, 3984 nucleotides long. RefSeq names its product Protein CBR-RGA-5 (gene Cbr-rga-5). The record is from RefSeq and is a predicted model, not a curated record. Bases 1 to 3984 code for a protein of 1327 amino acids. Gene Ontology annotation, biological process: signal transduction. The transcript is spliced from 21 exons. Lineage: Eukaryota; Metazoa; Nematoda; Chromadorea; Rhabditida; Rhabditidae.
AUGUCUUCAUCUUGUUCCACAUCCGAUUCGAAAAUCAAAGAAAUCAAUGUGAUCGUUGUCGGUGUGAGCGGUUCGGAGACCGUCAAAGGACCAUCUGGUGUUGGGAAGUCACUACUUUGUAAUCGAUUUGUUCGACCAGCCGCUGAUGAGUUUCACAGGGAACAUUCGUCGGUGCUGUCGCAGAUCGAUUUCUGCGGAAGCCCAGUGAUCAACAAGGAUCACUGGUUGUACUGGGGAAGACGCCUAUUGAAUACUCCUGAAACUUCUACUCCAACUAUUUUGAUUCGAGUUGCCGAGCAGACAGAAUUCCUUGGCGAUGAAACAUUUGAAACAAUUGGCGGAUGUUCAAAAUCCGAGGACUAUUAUCACAGAUGUAGUAGGACGAGUCUACAGAGCAGAGACAAACUGAUGUAUAUACAGAAGGAACAACUGGGUCUGGAAUCGGAAUUCCCUCAACACCUCCUACCAGAUGGAAAAUUCAAUGUAGACGGGUUUAUUCUAGCAUGUGACAUCUCCAAAAACUCUCAACUUCACACGAAUCAAAUCCUGAAUAUCGCCAAAUCAAUAGCCAAAACCAAAAAGCCUAUUUUGAUCGCAUUCACAAAAUGCGACGAAAUGAGUGAGAAGUCGAAGAAGCAUUAUAUGAAUUUGUUCAUGGGAACAAAGGAGUUGAAACAUGUUCUCUGUAAUUUGUCACCAGUGGAGACGUCGGCUGUGAAGAAUGUGAAUGUGGAGUAUUUGUUUGGAACGAUGGGAUUUCUGUGUUUGAGGAAUCAGAAGUUGGUGAAAAAGGCGUUGGGGUAUCAGGAAGCAUCGCUGUUUGUUGAGCAAAGGAAUUUACAUGUCAAAUGCUGUUUCUCGACGCUUCUGGCUCAAGCUGUCCCUCUCUGUGUGUAUCCAAAAAAGUGUUUGAGUUGGAAACAAGUGCUAGCAGAUAUCGAUCGACAUCCGGAUCUUCAGAAUUUCGUUACCGUAUUUGGAAGCCGAGUCGCGUUUGAAAUGUACGAGAGAUAUGUGUCCGAAGCGAAGGAAUUGUGGGCAAUGAACAGACUCCGUUCUCUCGUCUCUCGCCUACCACAAGUGUUUCAAGUAUUUCUGGAUGUGGUGGAUUUGGCUGAAAUGGAAUGGAAUAUGGCAAGAGAUUAUAUUCGAUGUCAUCCAUUGUUUAACGCUCUUUUUGAAUGCAACGAUUACGAUGUUGAGCUAUGGAAUCCUACAGCAUUCAACGCAGAUAAUAAAUCAGCACGACUUCCAGCUGAGCUUUUACUUUUGCCAGAAGCCCGAGACGUUUUUGACCAGUUCAGGAUCUCAACACAAAACCUUCGCCACAUCCACCAAUUAAGCCAAGAACUCGAAUAUCUCCUCCACGAAGUCCCCCAAAUAUUCCCUGGCUCCUCCCUAGAAUCCUCUUUCCCUUAUUUUCAAAACUUCUCAAUUACCAAGAAGCUCACACCCGACGUCAUCGCAGAAGCUUACUCCAGAUUCCAACAGAAGCUCAUGGAAAACGCUCGUGGUCAACUUGAAGAGUGUCUUCUAGAAGUUUCCUCAGCGAUUCAGAAUUCUUGGGGACCCACAGAAUAUGUACACGUGGAUUUGAAGAGGUUGGAGAGGGUGAGAAGUGUGUUGGAUGGAGAUCAGAGGUACGAGUGGAUGAAGAUGAUGGAAGGAGAGAGGGACCAAAUGAUUUUAUCAUUUUUACCAUUCAUUUUCAAUGCGAGUCCGUUGAAUUGUCCUACUGCCGAUAUGUGUAUCGAUAUAGUUGGUACUUCGAUUUUGAAUGAUUUCUCGGAACAAACGAGCACUUUUGGAGGAUCUUCUGGAUUUUCAGAGUGUUUUGAGGCGACUAGGAGGAAUUCGGGAAAGCGCAUGCUAAGGGUUCAGAUUUGUGCAAUGUGCGGAGACCGGAUAUCCAUCGACUCAUUGGCAACGUCUCUCUUCCAUAAUGAUCUCAUUCGAUCCUCAAAUCUCAACUACUCAUCCGAUGGCUCCAGCUACCUUGAAGUUCUAGACGAAUCCACGCAAAACUGGAAUACCCUUGAAAUCUCGAUGAACAGUUUUCAUUCUUGGUUCCAUCAAAACGACCAGUGUCCCAUGCAAUUUUUGGACUUCACCGAUGCCUAUCUUUUUGUGUACAACUCCGCGCGAGCGUCAAGUUUCAAUUAUGCACGGUGUGCAAUCGAAAAACUCGCGUUGUCCGUGAAUUUCGAUUGUAUUUUGUUGGUGGCUGUGGUUGAAGAGACGGAGACUGAUUCUAUGAAGCUCAACUUGGAAUAUCUAUCAGAAGGUGCUGAACUUUGCAAAGCGAUUGGCGCUCGGUUCUCAGUGAUAGAUUUACGAAAACGGAAGACGAAUUUUCUGAAUCGACAGCUGAUGGAGUUUUUGAAUGAUGUACUUGAUGGACAAGUCCAAACGAUUCGGACUAUGGAGAAUGAGGAAAUAAGAAGUCUAGAAAAUGAUCGACCUUCUAUGCUGGCUCCAUCCUUCACGUCUUCAGGAAUCCAACUGUUGACAAAACCCGACACCACUAAUCGAAGUCGACGUCAGAAAGCUGGGAACUCAAAUUUGAGAAACCGUGUCACCCGAACCGAUCCUCUGAUUCUGUCCCAUUUCUACACUGCCCCUAUUGAAAUCCAACCAGCACCACUGGCAACCCCAGAGCAUGUGGAUUUCUCGCCAGCCUACUCGUUGGUCAAUGACGCUGUACACACAAUCAUACAGGUCAAUGGAUCGUCUCCAAAAAUCACUGCUUCCCCGAUUUUCAAUAAAUACGACUCGUCUCCAGAAACCAGAAGUACCACGUCUACAGUAUCCGGGGCUAGUUCAGCUCCCCGCGCCGUCUCCGCUGAUGUCACCCGCCGAUCGCGUACUUCUAACGUCUCCCUAUCCAACGACUCCAUCAACCGCCUCCACCGAACUUCAAAUCUCUUCCAACUACAUCCAGAAACUGCAAUCACCGCUGAACAGAAGCAAAAAUCGCUAUCAAUUGAAUCGCUAACAAAAGAGAAGGAAAAGGAUCGAAGUCGAGGAUUUGUUAGAAAAGUUGCGACGUCGUUCCGGUUACGAAAGAAUUUGGGGGAUACAGAUGAGGGAAAGAAGAAAGAGGAGAAUAAGAAGAAGAGCUCUGUGCCAACGACGUCUCCAGAACAGAUAUCGUCGUUUUUGGAGAAAAUGGCAACGAGGUCGCUUCCACAGUCGCCAAGGACCGAUCGGAAGGCAAAGUUGUAUUCUUCCUUAAAUAGUACCACCGAAAAAGUGUCCAAUGUAUUGUCCUGGAUCCCAUCGAAAUCUUCAAAACGGCUCAUGAAGAAUAAAAGUGCUACACAUGAUCUAAGCACAUCGCUUAUCAACUGCAACACGGCGAGUACCAGUACUCAAGGAGUGAUAGCAGCAAAUGAGAAUCUGGAGACUCUGUGUUCAUCGUCCACAUCUGGAAUUGCAGUUUAUCUCGAAAAAUGUAUCGAGUUUAUUGAGAAUAAUGGAGGAUUCGAACAAGAGGGACUGUAUCGCGUUCCAGGAAACCAAACCCAUUUGGCCGAACUGGAAAAGAGGUUUUUGAAAAAAGGCGAUUUCGACGUCUCCCAAUUCGAUACACCGGUCCAUGUGGCAGCGACAGCGCUGAAAAGUUUCUUCUCGUGUCUUCCAGAGUCGCUGAUUCCGACGGAUUUUCAUCCCAGGUGGAAGCAGAUUAUGAUGGUGGAGGAUGAGCAAGAGAAAAUCAACGGAAUCCGCGACGCGUUAUCUCAACUUCCUUCAUCCAACCAACAAGUACUACGGUAUCUAGUCACGCAUCUUUCAAAAGUGUCAUGUUCACCCAAGACCGUCAUGAAUUCGAAUAAUUUGGCAAAAGUGUGGACACCCACGCUUUUCAGACCUGUGUUCACAUCGUAUGAAGAACUAUCAUCUGGUAUCAUUGCAUUUCAAUUGGCACUCGAAUUGCUCAUCGUUAACGCUCAUUCACUUUUCCCAAUCAGCACGCUUCUGUGA